GAUUUGCAUGCGGCCGCCGCGGCCGCUGCCUGCGCCCGAGCCCGCCGCCGCCGCCGGAGCCCGCGCCCGCGCCCGCGCCCGGCCCGCGCGGCCCCAUGCCUCUGGCGCGGCCCUCGGGGGGGCGAAGGUGAAGACCGGCUCCUAGGAUGAGUGAAGGGGCGGCCGCUGCCUCGCCACCUGGUGCCGCUUCGGCAGCCGCCGCCUCGGCCGAGGAGGGCACCGCGGCGGCUGCGGCGGCGGCGGCGGCGGGCGGGGGCCCGGACGGCGGCGGCGAAGGGGCGGCCGAGCCCCCCCGGGAGUUACGCUGUAGCGACUGCAUCGUGUGGAACCGGCAGCAGACGUGGCUGUGCGUGGUGCCUCUGUUCAUCGGCUUCAUCGGCUUGGGGCUCAGCCUCAUGCUCCUCAAAUGGAUCGUGGUGGGCUCCGUCAAGGAGUACGUGCCCACCGACCUGGUGGACUCCAAGGGGAUGGGCCAGGACCCUUUCUUCCUUUCCAAGCCCAGCUCUUUCCCCAAGGCCAUGGAGACCACCACCACAACCACUUCAACCACGUCCCCCGCCACCCCCUCCGCCGCCGGCGCUGCCUCCUCCAGGACGCCCAACCGGAUUAGUACUCGCCUGACCACUAUCACGCGGGCACCGACUCGCUUUCCCGGGCACCGAGUGCCUAUCCGGGCCAGCCCGCGCUCCACCACAGCACGGAACACUGCGGUCCCCCCGACGGUCCUGUCCACCACCGUCCCUUUCUUCAGUAGCAGCACGCCGGGCUCCCGACCCCCAGUGCCAGGAACCCCCAGUACCCAGGCUAUGCCCUCCUGGCCCACUGCGGCAUAUGCUACCUCCUCCUACCUUCAUGAUUCUACUCCCUCCUGGACCCUGUCUCCCUUUCAGGAUGCUGCCGCCUCUUCUUCCUCCUCUUCCUCUUCCUCCUCCUUCUCCACCACCACUACACCAGAAACUAUCACCAGCCCCAAAUUUCAUACAACGACAUAUUCCACUGAGAGAUCUGAGCACUUCAAACCCUGCCGAGACAAGGACCUUGCAUACUGUCUUAAUGAUGGCGAGUGCUUUGUGAUCGAAACCCUGACAGGAUCUCAUAAACAUUGUCGGUGCAAAGAAGGCUACCAAGGAGUCCGUUGUGAUCAAUUUCUGCCGAAAACUGACUCCAUCUUAUCGGAUCCAACAGACCACUUGGGGAUUGAAUUCAUGGAGAGUGAAGAAGUUUAUCAAAGGCAGGUGCUGUCAAUUUCAUGUAUCAUCUUUGGAAUUGUCAUCGUGGGCAUGUUCUGUGCAGCAUUCUACUUCAAAAGCAAGAAACAAGCUAAACAAAUCCAAGAGCAGCUGAAGGAGUCACAAAAUGGUAAAAACUACAGUCUUAAAGCAUCCAGCACAAUGGCAAAAUCAGAGAGCUUGGUGAAAAGCCACGUCCAGUUGCAAAAUUAUUCAAAGGCGGAAAGGCAUCCUGUGACUGCGCUGGAGAAAAUGAUGGAGUCAAGUUUUGGCGGCCCCCAGUCAUUCCCUGAGGUUCCUUCUCCUGACAGAGGAAGCCAGUCUGUUAAACACCACAGGAGUCUCUCCUCUUGCUGUAGUCCAGGGCAAAGGAGUGGGAUGCUCCAUAGGAAUGCCUUCAGGAGGACACCCCCCUCACCCAGAAGUAGGCUGGGUGGAAUCGUGGGACCAGCAUAUCAGCAACUCGAAGAAUCAAGGAUCCCAGACCAGGAUACAAUACCUUGCCAAGGGAUAGAGGUCAGGAAGACUAUACCCCACCUGCCUAUACAGCUGUGGUGUGUUGAAAGACCCCUGGACUUAAAGUAUUCAUCCAAUGGUUUAAAAACCCAACAAAAUGCAUCAAUAAAUAUGCAACUGCCUUCAAGAGAAACAAACCCCUAUUUUAAUAGCUUGGAUCAAAAGGACCUGGUGGGAUAUUCAUCCACAAGGGCCAGUUCUGUGCCCAUCAUCCCUUCAGUGGGUCUAGAAGAAACCUGCAUGCAAAUGCCAGGGAUUUCUGAAGUCAAAAGCAUCAAAUGGUGCAAAAACUCUUAUUCUGCUGACAUCGUCAACGUGAGUAUUCCAGUCAGCGAUUGUCUUUUAGCAGAACAACAAGAAGUGAAAAUAUUACUAGAGACUGUCCAGGAACAAAUCCGAAUUCUGACUGAUGCCAGACGGUCAGAAGACUACGAACUGGCCAGCGUAGAGACCGAGGAUAGUGCAAGCGAAAACACAGCCUUUCUCCCCCUGAGUCCCACGGCCAAAUCAGAACGCGAGGCACAAUUUGUCUUAAGAAAUGAAACACAAAGAGACUCCACAUUGACCAAGUGACUCGAAAUGUAGGAAUCUGUGCAUUCUAUGCUUUGCUCAACAGGAAAGAGAGGAAAUUAAAUACAAAUUAUUUAUAUGCAUUAAUUUAAGAGCAUCUACUUAGAAGAAACCAAAUAGUCUAUCGCCCUCAUAUCAUAGUGUUUUUUAACAAAAUAUUUUUUUAAAGGGAAAGAAAUGUUUCAGGAGGGAUAAAGCUUACCACUAAAGCUUUUGGGUAGAAUUCUGAAUCCAAUUUCAGUUAGUCCUAACAGUAUUCUCUUUGGCUUUUAGAAAAUGUGGGCAAUUCAGACCCUCAGUCCACAGUGCCAGUGUCCUCAAGGAAAAAAAAAAAAAACACUGGUAGUUAACCUGGUUUCAAAGAGACAAGCUGUAUCCUGAGGGUGGAUGUGCCCAUGAGCAGGUGGCCCUUGCCAUUUGGCUUGCCAGUUACAACCCCUAAAUUUCCAUUCACCGAUCACCCUCAUCACAGGUUAUGUCACAUCAAGCCACAUAGUGUUUUGUAUUUGAUUUGCUGAAGAAUGGCACAAAGACUGAAAUGGAAAGGAAGACAGGUGAUGGAGGGAGUAAUUGGGGCAAUCUUAGCUACUCUCAUGUGCCAUCCUCCCCUGAAAUUUGAAAACACUCAGAGGGAGGUAUGAAAUUAUUAGAGACAAAAAAAGAAAAAGUCACAAUGUCGUGUCACUGAAAUCAUGCUAAUAGAAAUGUUUUUCUUGGAGAUUGUUUAGAAGCUCUGAAAGAGCAUUUGUGCGUGUGAGGUGUGGGCUUGCUCCCUCCAGCACAUAUGCUGUGUGCACAUGUUCAUCGUGCGUAUGUGUGUGCAUGUGUGUGUGUGUGUGUAUUAAGCUUGCUAAAAAUUUGUUCUAAAACAUCAGGGAAUCUAAUAUUCAGAAAAAAUUUCCCUCUUAGAUCUAUUCACUUGAAAGUUAUUCAUUAAAUAUAAAGUUCAAUUAGUGAGUUCUUAAAUCAAGAUCACUUGCAUGGUGGGGUCCUAUAAACUCUCGACAAUGUCUAGACCAUUUUCUGAUGUGAAUACUUUUGAAAGGAGCAACUAUUGGCUUAUUGAGAAUAUCAGUAUCACAAAGUGAUUAAUGGAGGAUGUGUGUUUAUUUUGAAUCAUACCUCAAUUAUUUACACAAGCCAAUUAUCCAAUUGACAGCUACCAUUUUUGUUCUCUUCAUCCUCAUUGCUAUUGAUUUCAUAGCAAGUCUACUAUGUGUGGACCAACUCAUUGGCUUCAGUGGUUAAUAUGGAAAGAAUAAAUCGCUGAAAUUACAAAGCCCAGACUAUUCAGUUCACAAAAAGCCCCCAAAAGAACAGGAAAUUGUGUUGUAUGUUUAUUUGGAAUAAAGCAAUAUUUUUACCACUGCUAAGGUGAACUGAAACCUCUCCUGAAGAUUUGUCUGUUUUAUUUUCCCUUACUUUCAUGGGGCAUUCAAAGAAAUUAGUGUUCACAUAUCCAGUCUUUUUCCAAUUAUUGGUGGUGUUGAGUUGUUAUGUUUACACUGUUUUAAAUAAAAAGGCACAGUAUUUGAAAG
Messenger RNA from Marmota flaviventris (yellow-bellied marmot), 3853 nucleotides. RefSeq names its product neuregulin 3 (gene Nrg3). Lineage: Eukaryota; Metazoa; Chordata; Mammalia; Rodentia; Sciuridae. Gene Ontology annotation, molecular function: chemorepellent activity. Gene Ontology annotation, biological process: nervous system development; intracellular signal transduction; animal organ development. The record is from RefSeq and is a predicted model, not a curated record.